CGACUUGAACUGUUCGAUAGCCGCAGAUCUAAACACCAAACAAAAAUCACCAUGAAAUUCCUGAUUGUCUUCGUCGCCCUCUUCGCCGUGGCUCUGGCUGCUCCUGCCGCUCAGGAAGCCGAAAUCUUGCGCUCCUCUUCCGACGUUGGACCCGAAUCAUUCAAAUACGAUUGGGAAACCACCGAUGGACAGGCCGCUUCAGCCGCCGGUCAGCUGAAGAACAUUGGAUCUGAGAACGAGGCUCUCUCUGUUCAGGGAUCCUACCGCUUCAUUGCUGAUGAUGGUGUGACCUACGAGGUUCAGUACAUCGCCGAUGAGAACGGAUUCCAGCCCCAGGGUGCUCAUCUGCCCGUUGCCCCCGUGGCCUAAUUGAAGUUGUUGCAUACACCGUUAGCAGCUUUAAAGCCCACCAGUCCUACAAAACUCUUUGUUAUCUUCCCCAACACUUACCUACUUCCGGUUUCCCUUUUUAAAGGGAAAGAAUCCUUAGUUACAGAACGCAGUUUGUUGAAUAUUAAAGAAUGUAUAUUUUAUAUGAAUUCGUUUUA
Drosophila mauritiana is the source of this 548-nucleotide messenger RNA. RefSeq names its product larval cuticle protein 65Ag1. The transcript has 2 exons. NCBI's taxonomy places the organism in Eukaryota, Metazoa, Arthropoda, Insecta, Diptera, Drosophilidae. Gene Ontology annotation, cellular component: chitin-based extracellular matrix. The record is from RefSeq and is a predicted model, not a curated record. Bases 52 to 369 code for a protein of 105 amino acids. Gene Ontology annotation, molecular function: structural constituent of chitin-based larval cuticle.